Messenger RNA from Rosa chinensis, 381 nucleotides. RefSeq lists its product as uncharacterized. Lineage: Eukaryota; Viridiplantae; Streptophyta; Magnoliopsida; Rosales; Rosaceae. The transcript has a single exon. The record is from RefSeq and is a predicted model, not a curated record. Gene Ontology annotation, molecular function: cysteine-type endopeptidase inhibitor activity. The coding region runs from base 1 to 381 and encodes 126 amino acids.
AUGCUGCCUGCUCACUACAUCCUUGUACUCCUCGCCCUCCUCUUUCCUCUUCAAGUAGCAAAAGGAACAGACCACAACAGCGCCUCUGUUCCGGUUAGUGGUUGGCAGCCCAUAAAGAACAUCAGAAACUGUCUUGUGAUAGAUAUUGCAAAGUGGGCAGUUGAUGAAUAUUACGGUUGGGAUCAUAUUAAGUUGGUGUUUCAAAAUGUGACCAAGGGCGACUACAAAGAUGUCCAAGAUGGGAUUCUGUAUCGGCUCUUCAUUACCGCUAAAGAAGAUGACUCAUUCAUUAACAAAUACCCCGUUUGUAAGGCUGUUAUCUCUCGUAGGCCUCGGGAUAGGUUUAACAAAUUGAUAUCCUUUUACAAACCUAUGGGAUAA